CGCCCACUCCUCCCCUUAGUUACACAGCCAACGGCAGUGCCUCUCUUAUGUCCGAUUGGUUUUUAUCUAAAAAACAAGUGAUACGAUAAGAUCUGUUGACGUGUAUGCCAUAUCGUGUCCUGAUGGUCUCUGGACAAUUUACUUUGUAGCCUAGUUAGAGAUGCGACAUCACAGAUCAUUGGCUGACUAUUUUUCGACUAAAAAUAACGAUAUAGUAAACCUCAUAUUUCGUGUUUACUAGACAGUUUUUCUUGACACACACUCGUCGCUGCUGUAAUUUUGUAAGUUUUGAACCAAAGGCGUCUUGGGCUGAGAGAACCAGUGAGAGAAAUCAUCCCAGCGAGGAGUGCAACACAAACCACUGCUCACACCACCAUGGACCAGCUCACUGUCGCGGUCUUGGGGGGCAGCGGAUUCUUGGGGCAACACGUUGUCUCGGAGCUGCUGACGGAGGCACAGAAGAUGGGUGAAGGCGAGGGUCAGGAGACGAAGGCCACCCGGCCAUUGUGCAUUAAGGAGAUUUGGGUCCUGGACGUGAAGCCAUACACACCCUGUGUCGUGUCGCCGUCAGACACAAGAGUCAAGGUAGUGUUCAAGGAAUGUGACGUGCGGGAACUGUCGCAGCUGAAGGAGGCGCUGGCCGGGGCCGCCGCUGUCAUCAACUGUGCGGCAGUCCUCCCAAACUUCACUCGAGAGGACCUGGGCUGCAACAGCUAUAUGCGACAGGUCAAUGUUGACGGUGUGAAGAACGUGGUGGAGGCGUGCUGUGAAGCGGGUGUGGGGGUCCUCGUCCACACCAGCACCAUCGUCGUGGUCAAGACGGCUGGCAAUAGGCUACUGGAGCACACAGAGACCCUCACGCCCCGGGGCCCAGAGAAGGACCUCCUGCUGGGUGACUACGCUCUCAUGAGGCUGCGCGCUGAGCACAUUGUCCUUGGUGCUCAUCUCACGCCUCUCAGCACAGGAGCGAAAUUGCAGACAGUGGUAUUACGACCGCCAAUUACCUACGGCGAGGGGGACACCAGUUUUGUGCCGCUGGUGUUGGGAAUGGCCAGAGCGGGCGGCAACAGGCUUCCAUCAGUGGGUAACCCAGAGGCCUUUCUCCAAGCAGCUUAUGUUGGUAACGUGGCGGUAGCUCACGUGAAUGCCCUUGGGCACCUGAUCUCUGGUAGAAGUGACGGCAUGGAGGGAUGUGGUGGGAUGCCAGUGUAUGUGACAGACGACACACCCCCUCACAACCUGUCGGGCCUGGCCGAGCCUUUCCUGCACCACUUGAGUCUUCAACCUUCGAAGAACCAUUCAUACUGGAUCAUUUCUCUCAUGAUGCUGAUCGCCAGCAUCUGGGCCAUGUUCUGGUCUCUGUUGGGCUUCAAGAAAGAGAGAAACCUGUCAUCUCUGCCGCCACUAACACUGCACCGCCUGGCUGCCACCAUCACUGUGGUGAGUCGCAUGCGCGCCGAGCUGUACCUCGGGUACACUCCACGGUACACCUGGGACCAGGCUCAGCACCGAUCAAACUCUUACUACACUAAAUAUCUUGUUUAGUUCUCAGCCACAGGUAGAGCUACAGCUUAUUAUGUACUGACUCGCUUCACCAGGGAGAAAGUUUUAUAUAUAAAUAAUAUAUAUUUUAUAUAUAAAAUAUAUAUACAUAUAUAAUAUAUACAUUUUAUAUAUAAAAUGGUCCCAAGUUCAAAUAUUGAUUUGGAGGCAGUAUAUUAGUUUCGUAAUAUAGUGUAAGCCAGAUUCCAGAGUAUAAACAUGUCCCCACUCAUUUACCUGUAGAAAACCAAUGGCCUGCUCCAUGAUACGGGGUAUACUCAUCUCAAAUUACUUGUUACCAUCCUGUAAUAUAUGUCGAAAAUAUAUAUAUAUUGUCGAUUG
This is a messenger RNA of Procambarus clarkii (red swamp crayfish), 1884 nucleotides long. Its product is annotated as 3 beta-hydroxysteroid dehydrogenase/Delta 5-->4-isomerase. Gene Ontology annotation, molecular function: 3-beta-hydroxy-Delta5-steroid dehydrogenase (NAD+) activity. The record is from RefSeq and is a predicted model, not a curated record. Gene Ontology annotation, biological process: steroid biosynthetic process. NCBI's taxonomy places the organism in Eukaryota, Metazoa, Arthropoda, Malacostraca, Decapoda, Cambaridae.